UAAUGUAUCUUUAACUAUCCCAUGCUCUGCUAUCCCUCAUGUCUAUUGCCACAUUGCCAUUGUCCCAGUACCAUACUGUAAACAGAAGAGUAUCAGCCUCUCCUACAUUAGCUUUGAUUAUAGAGUAAACCCUAGUUUGUAAAGGAUCUGUGUGCCUAAGCAGAAUGUGCUCACACACCAUUGAGUUUCAAUAGUGGGGUAUUUUGGACCAGUGGGGUAUUUUGGACCAGACCGCUCUAUAGAGUCCAGUGGGCUGGAUGCUUCUAGCCUGUUUGGUUUGGUGGUUAACAGCACUGAGGGGGUUACAUACGCAAGUGUUGUCUGGAUGUGAACAGAUAACAGGGACUUCAAUCAAUCUCCCUCUAUCCCAUUUCAUGCCGUUUUCCAGGCAGGACUAAUGCUGAACCUUUGACAGCAGUGCCUGGGUCACCAGAGAUAGGAGGACUACCAUGCUUCCCUGCUGUGCGGUCAGGACGUGCCAUGUGCUGGUGCUGGUGCUGUGUCUGUCUGCGGCUGAGGACUUCGACUGGACAAAGAACGACCGCGGCUCCUUCUAUUAUGGGACUUUUCCAGCUGGAUUUUCGUGGGGUGCCGGCAGUUCAGCCUAUCAAACAGAAGGAGCCUGGGACAAAGACGGUAAAGGACUGAGUAUCUGGGACGUGUUCUCUCACAGGAAGGGAAAGAUACUGCAGAACGACACCGGAGACUCUUCCUGCCAGGGAUACUACAAAAUCAAGGAGGACAUCUCCCUCAUGAAAGAGCUGAAGCUGGACCACUAUCGCUUCUCUAUCUCCUGGCCCCGUAUCAUGCCUACUGGGAUCAAAUCUGACCAUGUGAAUGAGAAAGGGAUAAAGUACUACGAUGAGUUGAUUGACAACCUGUUGGAGAACAAGAUCACUCCCAUCGCUACUCUGUACCACUGGGAUCUACCUCAGGUCCUCCAGGAGAAGUACGGAGGAUGGCAGAACAUCAGCAUGGUCAACUACUUUAAUGAGUUUGCCAACCUGUGUUUUGAGAGAUUCGGAAACAGAGUGAAAUACUGGAUCACCUUGAACAACCCAUGGUCGGUGGCAGUGGAGGGCUAUGAGACUGGUGAGCACGCUCCUGGACUGAAGCUGAGAGGAACAGGGGCCUACCGGGCCGCGCAUCACAUGAUCAAGGCCCAUGCUAAAGUCUGGCACACCUAUGACACCAAGUGGAGAGGAAAACAGAAAGGUCUGGUGGGCAUCUCUCUGUCUGGAGAUUGGGGCGAACCGGUAGACAUCAGUAACCAGAAGGACAUCGAGGCAGCAGAGCGAUAUGUCCAAUUCUACAUUGGCUGGUUCGCCACUCCCAUCUUCCACGGGGACUAUCCACAAGUCAUGAAGGACUUUAUUGGUCGUAAGAGUGCCCAGCAGGGUCUGGGUACGUCCCGCCUCCCCACCUUCUCUUCCCAGGAGAAGAGCUACGUUAAGGGUACCUGUGACUUCCUGGGUAUCGGUCACUUCACCACGCGCUACAUUACCCAGAAGAACUACCAGUCGGGACACGGCAGCAGCAGCUACUUCACUGACAGAGACCUAGCUGAACUGGUGGACCCCCGCUGGCCUGAUCCUGGAUCAGAGUGGCUCUACUCUGUCCCCUGGGGGUUCAGACGCCUGCUCAACUUCGUCAAGGCCCAGUACCGAAACCCAAUGAUCUACGUGACAGAGAACGGGGUGUCGGAGAAAAUCAUGUGUACUGAGCUCUGUGAUGACUGGAGAAUACAGUACUACAAGGACUACACCAACGAGAUGCUGAAAGCCAUCAAAGACGGAGUGAACGUGCGCGGCUACACGGCCUGGUCUCUGCUGGACAAGUUUGAGUGGGACGAGGGCUACUCCGAGAGGUUUGGCCUGUACUACGUAGACUUCAGGAACAAGAAUACACCACGUUACCCAAAAGCCUCGGUUCAGUACUACAAACGCAUCAUCAGCUCAAACGGAUUCCCCAACCAGAGAGAGGUAGAGAAUUGGAAGAGGAAGGCCACAGAGACCUGCUCUUCCAGUAACCAGCUCCUGGCUGCAGAGGAACAACGGAGUACUGCUGCCAAUAUACUAAGACUUAUACAUGACCCCCUGACCAGCCAUAUGGAGAUGGUCACAGAGGUGGUGGUCCCCACUGUGUGUACCCUGUGUAUCCUCCUCUCUGCUGUCUUCCUCAUGUUCCUGCUGCGGAGACACAACUAGAUAUACUACUACACUACUAGAUAUACAACUACUACACAACUAGAUAUACUAC
Messenger RNA from Oncorhynchus tshawytscha (Chinook salmon), 2259 nucleotides. It is a transcript of the gene lctlb, whose product is annotated as lactase-like b. The record is from RefSeq and is a predicted model, not a curated record. Gene Ontology annotation, biological process: carbohydrate metabolic process. The transcript has 16 exons. Gene Ontology annotation, molecular function: beta-glucosidase activity. Lineage: Eukaryota; Metazoa; Chordata; Actinopteri; Salmoniformes; Salmonidae. Bases 450 to 2207 code for a protein of 585 amino acids.